UGAUUUGUUCCUUGAUCGAAAUUCUUUCUUCAACAAAAGCGUGUAACUAAACACAAUUUCAGUCGUCACUACAAAUACAAACCGAAGAACAUUUCAGUGAUCUUCCGAAGGGCGAAAGAGAAACGCAUUCGGAGUGUGCGUGAAGAUCAAACCAUGGACGACGAACUGCUCGAGCUGCAGCGACAAUUCGAGUUCGCGCAGCAAGCCAAGUCGAGCAUUCGAUUAUCAGAGCGAAACGUCGUCGAAUUGGUCCAAAAACUGCAGCAACUUCAAAUCAUUGAUUUCGAACUUCUCCACACUGUCUCCGGCAAAGAGUACAUCACUCUCGAUCAACUGAGGAAUGAUAUGGUGGCUGAGGUGAAGAGAUUAGGGCGCGUUUCUUUGAUCGAUCUCGCUGACUCUACUGGAGUUGACUUGUACUACGUGGAGAAGCAGGCGCAGAGCGUUGUGACAGCACACCAAGAACUCAUGUUGACUCAGGGAGAAAUCAUGUCUAGCUCUUAUUGGGACUCAGUCGCGGAAGAGAUUAACGAGAGGCUUCAGGAGUGUAGUCAGAUUGCGCUGACGGAGAUCGCGGCGCAAUUGAAUGUCGGUUUGGACUUGGUUGCCUCCGUGUUGGACCCGCGCCUUGGAAGAAUUGUGAAAGGAAGGCUUGAAGGUGGCCAGCUGUAUACUCCUGCCUAUGUGGCUCGUGUUGGUGCCAUGGUUCGAGGCGCUGUGCGGGGCACCACUGUUCCAACCAAUUUGACUGUGGUAUGGAGUUCGUUGCAGCAGUUGCUGCAAGAAAUUGACGGAACCAGCGGUUUGGCUGUUGAAGGAUCUUUCUUCCAGUCAUUGUUUAACGGACUGGUGAAGGAAGGGGAGGUUCUAGGGUCACUUCGUGCAGGAGUACAUUGGACACCAGCUGUAUUUGCUGUUGCUCAAAAGGAGUUUGUGGAGUCAUUUUUUUCUCAGAAUUCUUUUAUCACCUAUGAGGCGCUGCACAAACUUGGAAUUCCGCAGCCCAUUCAAUUUUUGCAGUCCAGAUACCCUGAAGGCAAACCUUUGGUUACAACAUUUGUUCAUCAAUCUAUGAUUGAGAUGCUAGAUGCUGCUACGGAGGAUGCUAUUGACCGUGGUAGCUGGAGUGAUUCUCUUUCCUUGUUACCUUCAUCUUUUACACCUCAAGAUGCUUCUAAAAUGUUGUCCUUUUGUCAAUCUGUGCAAAAUGCUCUUAAGUCUAACAAAGCACAUAUUUUUGGGGAUUUUUAUGUGUUGAGCAGCAGCUUUAUAAAGGACAUCUGUGAUCAUGUUGUGAAAGAGUUGGAGACGUUAGAUGUUUCAAGGUCUGCUGGCACUACCAUGCCUGGAAAUGUGAAAGUACCCAAUGAAGCAAAAGUAGGACGGGAAUCGAGCAGGUUGAACGAGUCCAUUGAGAUGGCAAGUGAUGGUGGUGCCAACAGGCAAGCUGAUAAAGGAUCAAAGAAGAAAAAGGGGAAAGCCACAGGGAAUGCAGUAGUAAAUCUAUCUGAAAGUGGUGCAGAUAACCAGGAACAGACUUCGACAAAAUCUAAGAGAGGCCAGAAAAGAGGUAAGGACACAUCUGCACAAACAUCUGAUUCGAAGACAGGUUCUAGGAAAGAGUUGCUUAAAAUAAAAGAGGAAGAUCUCAGUCCCUCAGAAGAAUGGAUCAUGCAGAAAAUUACAGUAUUGGUUUCUGAUUUUGAAGAACAAGGUAUAGAUGAUCCUGAAAUAAUUCUUAGGCCCUUGGCUAACCAAUUAAGGCCUACAAUAAUCAAUUCUUGGGUGGAGAAAAAGAAGGCCCUGCUUACAAACAAUGCAGAAAGAAUGAAACGUUUGCUUGAUAAUUUGCAGAAGAAACUUGACGAGUCUUUCUUAAACAUGCAGCUGUAUGAAAAAGCCUUGGAAUUGUUUGAAGAUGAUCAAUCAACUUCUGUUGUUUUGCAUAGGCAUUUACUAAGAACAGUAGCAGCUCCUAUGGUGGAUUUGCUUCUUCAUAACCUGGAUGAGCACAACAAAUUAAAGAAUGGACUUGACGUGCAGGAAGCUCCAAAUUCUGAGUUUGUUUCACUUAGUCCUGCUGACAGAACUGCAAUUUCUAAGAGUUUUCCAGGAGCUCUUGCAAACAAGGCUCUUGCUGUUGUUGAAUCAUUGGAAGGAAAGAGUGUGGAGACAUUCAUGGCUGCUUUUAGAAUGGUUACAGAAGAGAGUGGGCUGCCUUUGAAAAAGCUUGACAAGAAACUAGAAAGAACACUCUUACAUUCAUAUCGUAAGGAAUUGACAUCUCAAGUUUCUGCUGAGACUGACCCUGUAUCACUUCUAGCAAAAGUUGUUUCUUUACUUUAUAUCCAGGUUUACCACAAAGCUCUUCAUGCUCCUGGAAGGGCCAUUUCCGUUGCCAUUUCUCAUUUAAGGGAUAAGGUAGAUGAGUCGGCAUGCAAGAUUUUAACUGAUUAUCAGACUGCAACAGUCACUCUUUUGACACUUGUAGCAGCUUCACCCGGUGAGGAUAAGGAUUGUGCAUCUGAUAGGAUUUUGAGUACAAGGGAACUUCUAGAGAGCCAAAUGCAGGACCUCAAAAACUUGGUUUUGGGCACGACCCAAUCUUCAUAAAAUGUUUUUUAAGCCAUAUUGACUACUAAGUCAAGCUUUGUCCUAAUGAUGCAAUGAUUGUACUGGCUAUCCUUAGGUGCAAAAAUUCUCUGAUACGCUGCAAUUUGCUAAAGUAGACAAAUGCUGGGAAAUUAGAUUAGGAUUUUAUUAUGGACAUUACUUCACUCUAAUU
This is a messenger RNA of Vigna radiata var. radiata (mung bean), 2785 nucleotides long. RefSeq names its product E3 UFM1-protein ligase 1 homolog. The transcript is spliced from 20 exons. Lineage: Eukaryota; Viridiplantae; Streptophyta; Magnoliopsida; Fabales; Fabaceae. The coding region runs from base 154 to 2613 and encodes 819 amino acids. Gene Ontology annotation, cellular component: endoplasmic reticulum membrane. Gene Ontology annotation, biological process: response to endoplasmic reticulum stress; regulation of proteasomal ubiquitin-dependent protein catabolic process; protein K69-linked ufmylation. Gene Ontology annotation, molecular function: UFM1 ligase activity. The record is from RefSeq and is a predicted model, not a curated record.